AUGAUUUUAAGCAAAUUAGGAGAAGAACAAAGGAAUUUUGAUAUUUUUUCAAUUGUUUUUGAGCAAAACCUAAUAUGCAGUAAAAAGCACAAAUCAGCUUAUUCAGAUGUCAGCUCAUUUUUAGUAAUUCCUCCACAAUAUAAAGAAUACCCAGAGAAUUUUAUCCUCAGCAAAAUUAAUAAUCCUUCAAAGAUUAAAUCAUUUUGCAGUCCAUGCAAAAAAGAAGCUGAUAUUAGCAUUUCUGCGACUCUACCCGUCUACCCACAACAUCUUAUCUUUUAUUUUCCAGCUUCUCCUCAGGCUCUAAAACCUUAUAUUCAUUUUAAUAAAAACAAUUGAUAUGAAUUAUAUGGAGCUAUUUGCUAUUAUCAAGAAGAAAGCUUUCAUUAUACUGCAUUAACUAAAGAUGGAGUUGAUUGAAAUGAGUAUAAUGAUGAGCACGUUGAAGCUAAAAGCAUAAACCCAUCCCUAGUAUUUUUAGCAUUUUAUUCUAAAGCACCUCCAUCAAUUCCUGGUACAAAGGCUGCUCCCAUCCCUACAUCUGUUAAAAAAUUUGAAUAAAUAAAAUGGCAUUCAGUUCUAGAGAAAUAAGCUUUACUAGUUUUUCUCUCCUCAUGAAUUUUAUUUGUGGGAUUUGGUUUUAGCUGGAGAACUUCUGCACAGCAACAAAGGUUUAACUUUAGUCGCAUAGGGCUAGAGGAAGUGCUCCUUAGCGCAUUCAAGCUAGAGAAACUGCUCCUUAGCGCAUUCAAGAGGCUUUGGGUUUUUUCCAAUCAGCACACCGGAGAAGGCAAUUCUUAAGAGGAAUAUGCGCAGGAACUGAUUUUGGCAAGAGCAACGGGUGAGAAGUUUCGCUUUGAAAUGGUAGGAGCAUGCCAAGGAAGGCCUCCCAUGUGUUACGGUAUUUUUAUAUGGUGGAAUGGCCCAUGACGUAACUAGUUCUUCAUAAUCCUUGUUAAAAGGGAAUGAAAUCCGAACAGCUUAAUCACCAAAUUUAAGUUAAGUUAAAAAAAAGGAGAAAUGAUUCUAG
This is a messenger RNA of Blepharisma stoltei, 1030 nucleotides long. The record is from the annotation of a GenBank genome assembly. Lineage: Eukaryota; Ciliophora; Heterotrichea; Heterotrichida; Blepharismidae.